This is a messenger RNA of Neoarius graeffei (lesser salmon catfish), 2271 nucleotides long. It is a transcript of the gene tufm, whose product is annotated as Tu translation elongation factor, mitochondrial. NCBI's taxonomy places the organism in Eukaryota, Metazoa, Chordata, Actinopteri, Siluriformes, Ariidae. Bases 22 to 1362 code for a protein of 446 amino acids. The transcript is spliced from 10 exons. Gene Ontology annotation, biological process: mitochondrial translational elongation. Gene Ontology annotation, cellular component: mitochondrion. The record is from RefSeq and is a predicted model, not a curated record. Gene Ontology annotation, molecular function: GTPase activity; GTP binding; translation elongation factor activity.
CCUUUCCUGAACUAAUCCAACAUGGCUGCGCUGGUGGGGAUCCGCGCGUGUCUCUCCGCGCUCCAGCUCUCCUCCCCGAGUCUCCUGCACAGCUCCUACAAACUCUGUGCUGUUCCUCUCAGUCGGAGGAAUUUUGCCGCCGAGGCAAAGAAGGUGUUCUCUCGUGAUAAACCUCACGUGAACAUCGGUACCAUCGGUCACGUGGACCAUGGGAAGACCACGCUCACCGCCGCGAUCACUAAAGUGCUGGCUGAGGCUGGUGGAGCACGCUAUAAGAAAUACGAGGACAUUGAUAACGCUCCUGAGGAGAAAGCCAGAGGAAUCACCAUCAACGCCUCACAUGUGGAGUACACAACUGCUAACAGGCACUACGCUCACACUGACUGUCCCGGUCACGCUGACUACGUCAAGAACAUGAUCACGGGCACGGCUCAGCUGGACGGCUGUAUCCUGGUGGUGGCAGCGACAGACGGUCAGAUGCCACAGACGCGUGAGCACCUGCUGUUGGCUCGUCAGAUCGGCGUGCAGCACGUGGUGGUGUACGUGAACAAAGCAGAUGCCGUGGACGACCCUGAGCUCCUGCAGCUCGUCGAGCUCGAGAUCCGAGAGCUGCUCAGCGAGUUCGGCUACGACGGAGACAACACGCCUGUUAUCUGUGGCUCCGCCCUCUGUGCUCUCGAGAACCGGCAGCCUGAGAUUGGAGUGAACUCCAUCAUGAAGCUGUUGGAGGUGGUGGAUGAGUACAUCCCUCUGCCCAAGCGAGAUCUGGACAAACCCUUCCUACUGCCCAUCGAGGGAGUCUACUCCAUACCAGGCCGCGGUACGGUGGUGACGGGCACUCUGGAGAGAGGAGUGAUCAAAAAAGGAGACGAGUGCGAGUUUGUGGGACACAACCGCUCUGCUAAGUCAGUGGUCACAGGUAUCGAGAUGUUCCAUCAGUCUCUGGAUCGUGCUGAGGCGGGGGAUAACCUGGGUGCACUGGUGCGUGGUAUGAAGAGAGAGGACAUGAGGCGAGGCGUAGUGAUGUGUAAACCCAACUCUGUCCAGCCUCAUCAGAAAGUCAAAGCUCAGGUGUACAUUCUGAGUAAAGAGGAAGGUGGCAGACACAAGCCUUUCGUCACCAACUUCAUGCCUGUCAUGUUCUCUCUCACCUGGGACAUGGCCUGCAGGGUCCAGCUCCCUGAGGGCAAGGAGAUGGUGAUGCCGGGUGAAGACACAUCCCUCAGUCUGACCCUCAGGCAGCCCAUGGUGCUGGAGAAAGGUCAAAGGUUCACGCUGAGGGACGGGAACAGGACCAUCGGCACGGGGCUCGUCACCGACAUCCUGCCCACUACAGCUGAGGACCAGUACAACUGGGGCUGAGCCUGAAAAAGCAGGGGGACAGAGGACAGGGGGCGGGGUUAUUCAAGAUGGGGGCGGGGCAGGAAGUCAUCCAACCUUUUGACACCACACACACACACACAUACUUUUAGAUUAGUAUAAACGUCCAGAGUUUACUGUUUCCUGCUCUCUCACACUCGUGUUCCAGUCCUACACCAUUGUCCACUUCCACUAAUCACUGAAGUGUAUAGGGUGCAGUAAGUGAGCAGGAUUGACGAGUAUUAAAUACGAUCAGCUGAUUCAGGUAACUAGCUAUCGGGCUUUAGGGUCGUUAAUUGCACCUAGAAUGCUGAUUAGGAAUUGAGCUAACUAGCAUGCUAGCAGAGCGGCGGUCAUCCAGAAGAAAUAUUGAGUUGUCUAUUUUGCCCUCCAUGCUAUUAUUCUAACUAGCUUGCAGAAUAUUUUCAUCCUGGUAUCUGUUUUGCUAAUUAUAGUACCUGCGCAUCUUGCUAGUAUGCCUUUUUUGCUAAUUAGCUAGUUUUCUGACAUGCUAGUCAUCCUGGAGAAACAUUGAGGUGGUUAUUGCAGCCAGUACGAUUAUUCACUGUUGUGUAUCCUUCUUCCAAGUGAGCGUAUACGCUGUUGUCUCCUCUAAUGCUAAUUUAACGGAGUAUGUUUAUGCUAACGCUGUAAUGGAACAGCAUGUGUGUGGUGAGUGUGAGAGAACAGGAAACACAGUAAACUGACCCCGAACCUUCAGAUUUGUUUGACGUAAUCAUUCUGUUCUGAAUUAAACAUGAAGGCACCUUAUUUUCAGGGUAAGAGGAUGGAGGUUGAGAUCCUGCAUCAUGACACACACACUGUGUUUCUUUUCCACACUCUGCUUUUUGCUUAUGAAAUGUCUCAAUGAUGAUGAAUAUGUGGCUGAUGUAAUAAAUGUAUUUAAUACAA